Messenger RNA from Bombyx mandarina (wild silkworm), 2512 nucleotides. RefSeq names its product Ras-related GTP binding A/B (gene RagA-B). Lineage: Eukaryota; Metazoa; Arthropoda; Insecta; Lepidoptera; Bombycidae. Gene Ontology annotation, biological process: positive regulation of TORC1 signaling; negative regulation of autophagy; cellular response to starvation. Gene Ontology annotation, cellular component: lysosome; Gtr1-Gtr2 GTPase complex; nucleus. Gene Ontology annotation, molecular function: GTPase activity; GTP binding. The record is from RefSeq and is a predicted model, not a curated record.
UUUAGGGCGUGGUCUAGUAUAGUAUACAAAUUAAUACCUAAUGUCAAAGCAUUGGAGUCGUCAUUGAAACAAUUCGCCGCGAUCGUUGAUGCAGAUGAGGUAUUGUUAUUCGAGAGGGCAACGUUCUUGGUCGUGUCGCACUGCCAACGCCGGCAACACCGGGACGCGCAUCGCUUCGAGAAAGUCUCGAAUAUCGUGAAACAGUUCAAACUGUCUUGUUCGAAGCUUGCUGCGCAGUUUCAGAGCAUGGAGGUACGCAACAGCGUGUUCGCAGCCUUCAUUGACGGAUUCACGAGCAACACUUAUGUCAUGGUCGAGAUGUCCGAUCCGAAGAUACCUUCGGAAGCGACCCUCAUCAACAUCAGGAACGCGCGCAAGCAUUUCGAGAAACUAGAGAAGGUCUCGUCUUCCGCUCCCAGUCAGUACCAGUGAAACGAAAAAAAACUCGCACGGUGGUCACUCAGUGCAAGAAAACUACGUACGUGCUAAAAAAUACGUCUCCUUAGCUUGUAUAAAAACUUUUAACGUAAAACCCUUUUUACUGGCGAAUAUGAAAAAGGAUAUCCCCCUUAAUCAACACAAAAAUGAUUCACCAUGGUCAUCUGUUCAGUUUUCGCGACAAGUUAAACUUAUUAUAAUAUAUUGCAUAAUUGCAUCGUGUUCACAAGCCACACGGUGUUAAGUUAACAAAACUAGACAGAAUUAUCCAAUAUUUAAUAUAACGCACUUCUUUGGCGUUUUCUAAAACGCGAAUAAUUAAUGUGGCUAGAAAACCCACAUUCUACAUUGUCCAAUAAAGUUGAAAUUAUACGUUCGUAACUUUACAAAUUAAAUACUUUAUUAAUCAAAAGGUUCUUAAAGCAUAAUAAUAUGAUAAAGAUUUCGUAGUUGUCACAGGCUGACUAGAUUCGGAAACCAUUAAAAUUAAUACAGGGUCAUAAAUAAAGUCAAAAUUAAAAAUCCAAGUAAAAUUCAAUUUAUUGAUGAAAGACUUUGUAUUUAAACAGUUCGCACAUUGUUGUCAUUCCUUAAUUUGACACCGUGAACAAACUCGUCAAUCUGUAUUGAAAAAAACUGUCAAGUUUCGCGCCAUUUUCAUUAUUACGUCUAAUUCUAUCUCUACGUCUAUUGGUAUUAUUAAUUAACUAGUAUAAAGCUCGGUUGCAGCUUGCAUUAUGCACAACGGGACAUACAAUGACAAGACAUUCUGCAUAUAUUUUGUUCUAGAUCACGCAUACUGUAGUGAAUUUGCGCGGUCGAAGGUCAUUCACCUCAACUAUGAAAGCAUUUACAAUGGGGAUUAGGCCACAACUCACGCGAGAAAACGGGUGCCGUGGGCCGAUUUUUCCGAAACCGAGUUCUGUGAAUGUUUUUGAUUGUUUGCAAAUGCCUAGUUUUUUCUCAAAAUAACUGUGUUUUCUACGUAUUUAAAUCUUGAAUAAAAAUGUGUACAGUGCUUUUAUGUUUAAGUAAUUAUAAUCAAAUAUUAUAUUUAUAAUUCUUUUUCCAAAACAUUCUAGUUAAAUUGCUUUGUAAACUGUAAGUGUUUCGUGUUUUAAUGUGAUAUAGUAUAUGAGGUUAAGCACAAAAUAAGUUAUUGAGCGUUUACCUUGAUAUAUUAUUAAAAUAUAAAGUUUCGAGUGCUAAGCACAAAACAAUAAUAAUUCUUGCCAAAGCAAGCUGUAAAUAACCUAUAACCAAUUGUAUAUAUUUAAAACAAAAAGAAUUUAGUGCCUCAUAUUUAGGGCUUAGAAUAUUAGUAAAAAAUUAAUAUAAGUAAUUGUAAAAUUGUUUUUACGCCAAUGCUAAAUUUAUUGCAUAUUUUGAGUACCUACUAUUACUUUCAAAUUAUCAUAAGAUUAUUUCGCGACGUCGUCCAUCACUAAUUACAAGCAAUUUUGGGAUAGGAUAUAAAUAUUUGAAUUGAAUGAUUAAUUUCAAGGUUAAAUACAAAUUUAGUGAAUCUGACUAGUAACUAGUAAUUUUCUUAUUUAUUAAGAAAUAAUUUUAGUCCUAUUUUAGUACAUUGCAAAUAAAUUAACAAAACUAACCCAUUCACAUAUCAGCAUUAUGAUUUAUAACCUGUUUUAUAAUAUGUAAAAAUCGCGAUAUUGUACAGACAAUAUGUCUCUAUUCCAGAAUAAUUAUAAGUAAAUAAAAAUAGUUUAAUAUUUUAUUAUUAUAAUGGUAAUAUUGUAUAUCUCGUUUAAACUCCUAACAAAGACUACACUAAUUUAAUGAGUGCCUACUGGUAGUAUUAGCAAAGCUCCCGAAAACGAAUACAGUUGCAGCAAAUUCCUACUAAAAUUUAAAUAAAAAAAUUAUAACCGUUUUUGCAUCGCACGCAAUGGAACUCAAUUAGAAGUCGGCUGAUGCGGGGUCAGUGAACUCCUGUGACAUUACUAAAACAAUCUGAAUGGAAGUAAUAAUUUUCUUUACUACUUUAUUGUCGUUUCGGCAUCGGGAAUGGUCACUUUACACCAUGUAUGUGUAUUCUAUUUUUCAAUAAUAA